AUGACUUAUGUGAGGUGCACAUUCCUUGAGCUAUGGCCGUUGCUUGUAACAAGAGUUCGACGGCGGCAGAAACGCACGCAGCCGUUUGCGGUAGGCUGGAGCUUGCAGCAGGGCCCCCAGAGCGGGCAGAAACGAGUAGAUGAGAGACGAGCAGCUGCGAGGGUGAUCCACCAUCUCGUGCUCGGAAUAGAGGAGGGGUGGGUGCCAUGGAGGGGAAGGAACUCAAUCGAGCUCUCGAGUCAGGAGUUGCGUACCAGGCUACCAGCGAAUGCAGCGCCCGAUGCAGCCGGCGUGGAUGGUCGUCUGCGGGCUGAGCUGCAAGGCCGUGGACCUGGACUUGGGGACCGCUCUGGGGGGGCUGUCUGUGACCAGCGGCGCAUCGCAGCACAAAGAGCAGUGCACCGCUCGAGGGUUGAGGGAGUCUGUGACAUGGCGUGGUGUCGCGUCAAGGUGCCCACGCUUAGCGCAAAGUGUGAGGUGGUCCAAGCAACGAGGCGAACGAUGCUGGUGCUGGUGCUGGCCCUGCUGGGUGCUGGUGACAGCAUGGCCCAUGGCCCAUGGGAACAGAAUGGGAAGAUCGGUUCAGUGCUGGUCUGGGCGGCACGGCGGCCUGAAUCCCGGAUGCUUGCAAGAAACGUGGAUUUUUUUGGCGCAGGUGCAACCUGCUGGCCGAUCUGUCACCUGCGAAUCUGCGAUGCACUGUGCCCCUCUUACCAAGAUGACAAUGCAAGGAAGUAG
Messenger RNA from Hyaloscypha bicolor E, 738 nucleotides. RefSeq lists its product as uncharacterized. NCBI's taxonomy places the organism in Eukaryota, Fungi, Ascomycota, Leotiomycetes, Helotiales, Hyaloscyphaceae. The coding region runs from base 1 to 738 and encodes 245 amino acids. The record is from RefSeq and is a predicted model, not a curated record. The transcript has 2 exons.